Scatophagus argus is the source of this 4252-nucleotide messenger RNA. RefSeq names its product mitogen-activated protein kinase kinase kinase 7 (gene map3k7). Gene Ontology annotation, biological process: positive regulation of canonical NF-kappaB signal transduction; JNK cascade; protein phosphorylation. NCBI's taxonomy places the organism in Eukaryota, Metazoa, Chordata, Actinopteri, Scatophagidae. The transcript is spliced from 17 exons. The record is from RefSeq and is a predicted model, not a curated record. Gene Ontology annotation, molecular function: MAP kinase kinase kinase activity; magnesium ion binding; ATP binding. Bases 830 to 2638 code for a protein of 602 amino acids.
GCACAGGGGACGGAAUUGCAGUACGCACACACUUCCUGAUGGAGCUGCUCCUGCGAAGAAUAUAAAUACACUUCUAGCAAGCCAGCUAGACGAGUUGUGAAAAAGUUAUGUCUGGCUGUCAUGUAGAUUUAGAAAGACUAUUUUCAAAAAUGGACGUAAUUCCUUGAUUUUCCGUACAUGAAUAGUCAAAAAUAUCCCCAUGUCCAGAGAGCCGGCACUGGCGACAAGUCAACUGCGACGGGUUGGUUUGUUGAAGCUAAUAAGUCCCGGUAGCUAAUGUUAGCAACCAGGCCAGUCACAUAACGCAAGCUGGCUGGCUAAUACAAUGUAGGCCUUAAGUACCGGUAGCUUGUUUUACUUGCGAUUGUGAAACUUGUAAUGAUAAGUUGUGGUCUGCAUUGGUGUAAAGUGACGCCAUGUGAAUUUAGCUUGGCUUUACUUAAGCCUAAAGCUGUCUUUGAGUACUCUUUAAUUAGUGUGACAGUUUUUUUCUAUAGCAGCAGUUAGCUCUGCUAGUUAAGCUACUUUGUUAGCCAGUAGGGUGACUGUAUCAGACUAUAUGACAGAAGGCUAACGUUAAGCCGUUGCAUCUAGUUUGACAGCUGACGACAGAAUCCUUUAAGUGGCUAACGUUAUCGUUUUUAUGUUAUUUGCAUUGUGCGUAAAGACACUGUAGUUGUUCUCUUGAGCCAUUAUGUUGCUAGAUCAUUUGAAGCAAGUCUGCGCAUCCUCUUGCUCAAUUUAUCUGUGACUAGAUGUUAAUAUUUGCGUUCUUUUUCUCUGCAAUUUGCCCGCUCCUCAGUAAGUUACUAGCCGACGUUAGCUAGUAAUGUCUCUAACUUUACCAUCCGCCGAUAUACUUGAAACACCUCCUGGAUAUCCAUUUGAAGAAAUUAACUAUGGGGAUAUUGAAGUUGAGGAGGUGGUGGGGAGAGGAGCUUUUGGGGUUGUUUGUAAAGCCAAAUGGAAAGGGAAAGAUGUUGCAAUCAAGACCAUCGAGAGUGAAUCAGAAAGGAAAGCCUUUAUUGUUGAGCUCCGGCAGCUUUCACGUGUAAAUCACCCCAACAUUGUGAAGUUGUAUGGAUCUUGCCAUAGUCCAGUCUGCCUUGUAAUGGAAUAUGCUGAAGGCGGGUCGUUGUACAAUGUGCUGCAUGGUGCUGAACCCCUCCCCUAUUACACUGCUUCCCAUGCCAUGAGCUGGUGUUUUCAGUGUUCCCAGGGCGUGGCCUAUCUCCAUGGCAUGAAACCAAAGGCUCUCAUUCACAGGGACCUCAAGCCACCCAAUCUGCUUCUAGUGGCAGGCGGCACUGUACUGAAGAUUUGUGACUUUGGAACAGCAUGUGACAUUCAGACCCACAUGACCAACAACAAAGGAAGUGCAGCAUGGAUGGCUCCAGAGGUAUUUGAAGGCAGCAAUUACAGCGAGAAGUGUGAUGUGUUCAGCUGGGGGAUCAUUCUCUGGGAGGUGAUCACUCGCAGGAAGCCCUUUGAUGAAAUCGGAGGACCAGCUUUCCGCAUUAUGUGGGCUGUGCACAACGGCACAAGGCCUCCUUUAAUCAAAAAUUUGCCCAAGCCCAUUGAGAGCCUGAUGACUCGCUGCUGGUCUAAAGACCCCUCUCAGCGGCCUUCCAUGGAAGAGAUAGUGAAGAUCAUGACCCAUCUAAUGAAGUACUUCCCAGGAUAUGAUGAACCCCUGCAAUAUCCAUACCAGUAUUCAGAUGAGGGACAGAGCAACUCUGCAACUAGUACAGGUUCAUACGUGGACUACACCGGCACUAGCACGAGCAGCAGAAGUGACGCAAACAUGGAGCACAGUGAUUCUCAGGGGAGCAACGAUACUAUCAAGAUAACACCUCAGUUUGCUCCUCACUUCAAGCCAAAGGGAGACCCACUGAGGACUCUGCCUCUGUCCAGGGGGGGCAGCGUUGAGAGUCUGCCUGCGCGAACACAGUGCCUGGCGUCGUCUGACAGCAAAAGAAUGAGUGCUGACUUGUCAGAGCUGGACCCCAAGAUGCCGUUUGCACCUGCAGCACACCCCCAGUAUAAACGAGGCCACCGUAAAACGGCAUCAUUCGGCACCAUUCUGGAUGUUCCCAAGAUCGUCGUCACAGCCACAUGUGAGCCUCAGAGACGUCGGUCUGUGCAGGAUCUGCCAGGCAUUGGCACAGAGUCCAGCCAGGGGAGCAGGAACAGCAGCCGGUCCUCUAGUCCUAGUGUGAGGAUGAUGCCACCUGAUAAGACCAGCAGCAGAGGUUAUUUCUCACCUGAUGACCCCACAGACACCAACGGCUCAGACAACUCCAUUCCCAUGGCUUAUCUCACCCUGGAUCACCAGCUGCAGCCUCUCACUCCCUGUCCCAACUCCAAAGAGUCUAUGGCUGUGUUUGAGCAGCACUGCAAGAUGGCCCAAGAAUACCUGAAAGUGCAAACAGAGAUCGCCCUGCUGAUACAGAGAAAGAAGGAGCUCAUCGCUGAACUGGACCAAGAUGAGAAGGACCAGCAGAACACAUCCCGUCUGGUGCAGGAGCACAAAAAGCUGCUGGAGGAGAACAAGAGUCUGUCCACAUACUACCAGAAGUGCAAAAAACAGCUGGAGCUGAUCCGGGUCCAGCAACAGAAGAGACAGGGCACAUCGUGAUGAGACAGAGACAUACGAACUGCUUCCACCCCUUCCUCACCCACCCACCUCCUCACCCUAGCACUAUAACACUACCCACUGUCAUGCUUUCCACACACACACACACACACACACACACAGUCCAGCUUCCCAGUCCAAGAGACCUGCAUUCGACUGUGUCCUGCAUGUUGCAUUGAAAACCCUUACUUGUGUCCAGCGGGAAGAUGGCGUCCUCUGUAUAUACCUUUGCACAUGCUCACAGUGUACUCUGUGACCGCAGACCAAACAAUCAGUGCACCCCACAGCCUGCUGCUUGUGCGCUGCGGGACGGACCCUUUCUACAUCGUGUCCUCUGAGUGUAACGAGGACAGUAAGCAUGUGUUUCUGUAUGUUCGCUCUCAGGGCCUCUGGGCUGCCUGGUCAGAGUGUGUGUGUGUGUGUGUGUCUCCACUCCUCAGCAGCUGACAGCCACACUGUCCUCCAGAAUGUGAAAAACCAAGACAAAGGCUUUUCAGCAAAAUGUGUGAAUCGUGCAGAAUUUUCAGAGCAGUGAGUGCAUGUGGGAUCCCUGUUAUGCAAAACACACACACACACCCCCUUAAAUCAAGUAUUUAUCUCUAACCUCCUCCUUUUCUAAUCGUGAGCAUGAGCCCUUCCACAGACCACCAUACCUGUUUACUUCUCGCGAGGUGUUUGAUGUAUUCAGUUCACAGAGGGAUGUGCUUCAUUGCAGACAUCGCAGAAAAAGGAAUCGCUCGGGGUUUGUAAACCAGCUGUAAUGAUCUGCUCCUCAUGCUCUUUAAAAAAAAAAAAAAGGAAAAAAAAAGCUUCCAGAGCAAAUAAGAGAGAGCUGUGGAUUUCCUUUUCAUUUUGACUUCAGUAUUGUUUUUUUUUUGGUUUUUUUUUUGUUUUGUUUUUUUUUUGUGUGUAGAUGUUCCUGUCUUUUCUAUUCAGUAGUUCACUUUGUAUGAUAGCUCUUGUGUAAUUUUUGCAUUAGAACAUAUUUUAUCUGGUCUGGGAAUGCCCUCACGGACAAAAUAGAGGAGCCUGUAGCUCUCUAUACAGUAUCUAGUCUGUUUUUAGUUCACAUGUGGCCUUAGAAGUUGCCUGCAUUUUAAGUGCUUGUUUUAUGUGACAUUUAGUGGGGAUAAAAGCUUAAAAAAAACCAACAUAUUUUUAAUGUAAUUGACAUUGAAUGGAAAUCUUUCAGAGUGAGAAGGAUGUAUGUCAGUAAGUUGUUAUAAUGUAAAUGUUUGCCACCAGCUUUAUAUCCAAAACAAUGAUAUGUAUUCUAAAAGAUGAAUUUGAUGUGACUUUUUCUCUCUCUCUCUCUUUUGGUUUCAUGUUCCUCAGAUAUUUUUUGCACAAUCACUUUGUUUUGUCUGGUCAUGUAGAAAUUUUAUUUUGAGCAAUUCACUUUUUAAAAGUGCAAGACUUGUUGAGUCUUACUUUUAAAUGUGUUACUGUACAGGAGUCAAUCUUCACUGGUUCUCAUGACUUUCUGUUCGAUAAAAAAAUUCGUUUAACAAACACCACCACACUGUUUUUAAGCUUUUCUUACUAAGUUAUCAGGAACUAAGGUACAGUACAUGACCGUGAGCAAGGCAUUAUGAAAUAAACUGAAUGGUGAGAAGA